AUGAUGUGUAUGGAUGAAUGCAAAAUAACAACGAAACGCAAGAAGACAGAAACAGUAGAGAUAGAUGUGAAUGCAUGCAUGGGAAUGGACAAGAUGGGAAGAACAAAGAAGCUUGUGCUUUCCUGUUGUGGUUGA
Messenger RNA from Arabidopsis thaliana (thale cress), 135 nucleotides. RefSeq lists its product as uncharacterized. The record is from RefSeq and is marked reviewed. Bases 1 to 135 code for a protein of 44 amino acids. The transcript has a single exon. Lineage: Eukaryota; Viridiplantae; Streptophyta; Magnoliopsida; Brassicales; Brassicaceae.